Molecule: messenger RNA, 874 nt
Organism: Perca fluviatilis (European perch)
Lineage: Eukaryota; Metazoa; Chordata; Actinopteri; Perciformes; Percidae
Product: glutathione S-transferase theta-1-like
Exons: 5
Coding region: 158-874 (238 amino acids)
Biological process (GO): glutathione metabolic process
Cellular component (GO): cytoplasm
Molecular function (GO): glutathione transferase activity
Source: RefSeq, a predicted model, not a curated record
GCCUUCAGCGGCGCAGCGGAGCCGCUAACACACUGUAGACACACACACAAACGCACACACACACACACACACACACACACACAGAGGAGGAGAAGCAGCAGCUGUUUGUUCUCUUAUCGGUCUUCUUUUUACCCGUUAAAACCCGAGUCCCGUGUCCAUGGCAGCCCGGUUGUUGGAGGUGUACCUGGACCUCCUGUCGCAGCCCUGCCGCGCGAUCCACAUCCUGCUCGGCUGCACCAACAUCCCGCACACGGUCCGCACCGUGGCGCUGCGCAAAGGAGAGAACAGGACUCCAGAAUUCACAAAGUUGAACCCGAUGCAGAAAGUUCCUGUCAUGGUGGACAACGGCUUCGUCCUCACAGAGAGUGACGCCAUCAUGAAGUACCUGGUCACCAAGUACGACGUCCCGCAACACUGGUAUCCACGGCAACCAGAGAGACGAGCCAGAGUGGACGAGUACACGGCCUGGCAUCACACACACACACGACCUCACGCUGCUAGAGUCUUCCUGCUGGAGGUGCUGAUCCCCCGUCAGACGGGCUCCCCGGUGGACCAGGCCCGUCUGGGCCGGGCCCUCUCUGAGCUGGAGGACACUCUGGACCGGCUGGAGGACAUGUUUCUACGGCGACAGCCCUUCCUGUGUGGUGAUGACAUCACCGUGGCCGACCUGCUCGCCGUCUGUGAGCUCAUGCAGCCCGAGAUGAGUGGGGCGGACGUCCUGCAGCAGCCGCGCGCGCUGCAGCGCUGGAAGGGCCGUGUGCGCAGCGUCGCGUCGGCGAAGGCCUUCCACCGGGCGACGCCGCGCUGUACGUCAGAGACCGCCACGCAGCCCGGUGACAUCACACACAGGAGCCAAUCAGCUGGGAGGAUUUAA